AUGGGAGGCAACGGCCGAGAUUGGGACGUCUGGUCCCAGGUUCUCGGUGAGACCUUUCCGUCCUGGAAGAUCGUGGCCUUACAAUCCUUGGUGAAAGGCGCACGGCCGAUGGCCAGUGGUGUCGACACCCUAGCGGAGCUGGCCGCGGUGGAGAUGGCGCAGAUCGUCCUCUCCGCCCUGGACGAGCGCGGUGACCGGAGGAAGCUGCGCUUGCACUGUGUGGGGCACUCCAUGGGCGGCAUUAUCAUUCGCGGUGCACUUCCAAGUCUGUUGAGCCGCCUCCAAGGUGAAGGAGAGAUUUCCAUGGGCCACUACAUGUCGUUAUCCUCACCACACCUGGGUAUUCGGGCCAGCUGGAGCUCUCCAAUGCAUGCUUGGAGGAACUUGACCGGCCCCUUAACUGCCUGUUUGACGCCGCAACUCUCACAGCUUUGUAUCGCAGAUGAGCAUGAGGGUCCGGCCUACAUGUUGGCCUUGAGCGAUCCCCAUGGUCCCUACGUGGCGGCGUUGCGACGUUUCGCAUGUCGCACGUGUGUAGCUGUGGCGGAUGGGGACGCCUUGGUCUCCUUGGCCUCGGGGAUCAUCGACCCCAGCCGGCCACGGAAGCCCAAAGCAGGUUUCGCCAUGCACUCCAAAGAAAUGGACUUUCCAGCGCCGAGCCCCGAGGGGGGCCAUGGCCGGCGUGCUUCUUCCACUUCGCAGGUGAAGCACUUCUCACAACGGCUUCAGUCGCAUCUCAAGACGAAGGCGAAUGACCUUCUGGAGGUCGCCUGCAUCCGCCGCCGAGAAGGAUGGAGUUUGCAGCAGCGAUAUCCUCAAGGACUGCUCCGUGACACGCCGAGCAGCCGCGACACCGCCACGCCGGGCAGCACCGCGACGCAGCACUCGGAUGGUCAGUGUUCAGUGGAUCGGGAGCUGUCAAAUCAUUCAGGGAGCCAAUCUUCGGCCUCAGGGUGUUCCGCGACGGGCACCACCAGCACUGCCACGCCCACCUGGACGCUGUCGCAGGAUCGACGCUGCAAGUACCCGGAAGAGCUCUUGGAGGGUUUGGCCUCAUUGCCUUGGCGGCGCUUGGUGGUCUCCCUGAAGCGAGGUCCCUUGACCAGCAGCGCGCACGUCUUCCUCAUCGCCAAGAAGAAACACCAGUGGCCUGAGGAGCACCGCAUGUCACGAGCGUCCGCCGACCCAGCUGGGCCGGACUGGAUCCUCGCUUGGCACAAGCAGAUCAACCAAGAGGAGGAGAAGGAGAAGACCCGCGCCUUCGGAUCGCGGCCUUCGGCCGUGGACUUGCGUGCGGUCUUGCGUGUUUUGCAGUAUCUGCGGAGCGACGCGGAACGCUGGGAGGCGGGGCCUGAGCCGUGGCCUUCGAGUGGCGUACGAAAUGUCAGUCGAACGCCUUGCCAGAAGCUGUCGAGGACCCGGAAGACACAGUGCCGCGUGGCCUGGGAGAUGUUCCGGGCCACGGCGCUGGGUGGAUACACCUGGGUGGCGCACAACAGCGUCUACCAGGGCAAGUGGGAUCCCAAGUUGACCUGGGGCAAGCGCUAUUGGAACUGCUGCUUCCACGAGGAGUUGAAGCGUCAGGAGAUUCGCAUCUCCGAGGUGUCGGAGCUGGAUAUCUUCAUGUCAGGUCUCACUUGGGAUCCGACCUAUUCCCUCAUCCUGAGACGCUUAGCCUGA
Messenger RNA from Durusdinium trenchii, 1680 nucleotides. The record is from the annotation of a GenBank genome assembly. NCBI's taxonomy places the organism in Eukaryota, Dinophyceae, Suessiales, Symbiodiniaceae.